AUGUUCAUCCUCGAUAUGCUCGAUAAUCUCCCACGUCUCAGGCUGUCAAGUGAUCACUUCAAAGUCGUACUUUGGGCGCUGCGGGAAUUGGGUGUUUCAGGAGUGCCGACAUUCAGCAAGUUUCGUAAAACCCAAGACCACCUGAAUCAUCAGACCUGCGGCGUACACACCGAUGUCAAACACUCACCUCAAGGGGACAUUUUCUAUCAGAACCGAGUGUCUGACUUGUUAGCCUUGGAUUAUGCCAAUCCUCAGACGAGGCCACAUGGACACACACACUGGUACAUCGGAGAGCUCGCAAUGCUCGCGUCGGGCAAGCUGGUUAUUCCACAUACAUGGUACCGCUACCAAUCACAGGGUGAGGUGUACGGUGAAGGCUACGAAGUCAUGGUCACCGAUUCUGAGCAAGGGGGCGACACACAGUUUGAUGUCCGGCUUGACACGCUCGUUGAGUUCAAGACUUCUGACCUCCAUAUCAACUAUCCCGAGCUGGAAAGCAACGGGCUUGGCAACAGGCUGUCCUGUGAGUCGCACGAUCAGUACAAACAGACAAUCAAGUUUGAUGAUCGUCUGAUUUACUUACUGCGCACGCCCGCCACAAUCUCAGGCCCAUUACCCAAGGGUAUCUACAAUGGGUGCAAUCCUCUGCGGGACAUAGCGAAGGGUCGCCGAAUGUACACGAGCUAUGUGAAGGCCUGGGGUGAUGACGUGUCAGGAAACAAGAGCAAGCAAUACAAUGAACACACGAACAUAUACCUUGCACAUGCCAAUCUACCGCACACGAAACUAUCCCAAGAAUAUUUCGUCCGCUUCUGCUCGACUUCACCGCAUGCAAAUGCCGGCGCCCAAUUUGAUGCAAUGGUCGACUCGGAGGUUCUUUUUCGUGUGAUUCCUUGCCUGUUUCCUGCCGACAAUCCACAACAAUCGGAGAAUUGCUCUCACAUUGGUUUACAUGGGAACAUGUGGUGUCGGCGCUGCAAGCUCGGAGGGUCUGAAAAGGAACGCGAAACUGAUCAGAACUAUCAUGCGCAUUUCGAUGUUGAUCCCAACAAUCUCCGUACUGCCCAACAGACGAGAGACGACGUACUGACGCAGAUUCGAUUAGCAGCCCUCGGUGUCAAGAAAGACGUUACACAGCGACAAACGGAAACAGGUACCAAGGACAAGCUUGCCGAACAUUGGAUCAAGAUCCUUCUCGAUCGGGCACGCGAUGAACAGCAGCGUCGUAUCACAACCCCUGCUACUGCUGAUGCCCGGUUGAAGGGUGUUCAUGGCGGGAAUCGUACACAAGUUGUCCUUGUAAUCAAGAAAGAGAUUCAAGCCGAGUUGCUUGAGUGGGUCGUCACACAGCCACCCGAGACAUACAACAAGCUCCCACCCGAGUCACGUAUCGAUAUCCACCGCGAAACACCUGUCGAACUCCUACAUACGUACUUGCUUGGUCAAGACAAGUAUGUGUGGCAUUUCACACACUCAAGCUGGUCGCCGAAACAGUUCGAAAUGUUCGCUGUGCGGCUACAAUCGUCCUCGGUUGAUGGCCUUAAUAUUCUGCCGAUACGUGCUCGCUACAUCAUACAGUACAAAGACAAUCUGAUUGGAAAGCACUUCAAGGCCCUCCAGCAGCUCGGAAUCUUUCAUCUCGACGACACUAUCUCAGCAACAGGAGAGCUCGGCGCGCUUCUCUGGUUCACCGAGAUAGAAGAUAUGGAUAUGUACUUGGCUGAUCUCAAAACACUCAUAGCAAAUGUCCUCGACAUCUGGUCGCAGAUCGACCCAAAACGAAUCUUCGUCAAGCCGAAACUCCAUCUUCUGCUGCACCUUCUCUUCGACAUUCGGGAUCAGGGUCCAGCCGGACUAUAUGCAACUGAGAUAUUCGAAUGCUUUAACGCGAUCUUCCGAAUGUGCAGUGUCCUUUCCAACCACCAGGCCCCGAGUCGCGACAUCGCAUGGGCGUGCGCUGACAUGGAUCGCUUCAAGCACCAGGUCAGUGGUGGAUGGUGGAAGGAUCCUUCUGGCAAAUUCGUCCAGGCUGGCGAACGUGUGCGCCGUUACUUUGACAACGACGACGUUCAACGACGACUUGGACAUGCAUCCCAGGCAUCUUCCCCACCUGGUACGAUACAUCGCAGGAAGACUGAAUCCCAGAUCACGACCUGGGAGGCUGUAUCGUCCGAUAAUCAGCAGCACGAUGACAAGUACAGUCCUCAAUCACAAUGGUUCACUUGCCUCUCUGUCAUCGCGCGCACCGGAGAUGUCUGCCGAGUCGGCUCAUGGAUUUUCUACGACUUCAAGGCUGAUACAACACGUGUCGGGCGUAUCAAGGCGAUCCUACAACCGACCACUGGACCCGCAAACCAAGACGACACGAUCAUCGUAGAACAAUUCUCCUUGGCUAACAGCCGGCACCCCCAUUUCGGUAUGCCAGAGCUAUUCAAGAUCGACAUCAAUAACCUGAAUUGUGUCAGUCCAUCAGACGUCAUCAGUGUCGUGAACGUUCAGCAUAACUGCAUCGACGGAGGGUGUGAACCUACAGGACGAAAACGACGAAAGCAGGAGCGAACACUCACGGAGAUCGAAGAGCCAUACAUCGAGCACAAAGACGACACGCGGUACAUCAUCAACACGCAUGCACUGCACAACGCGGCCCUUCUCCGCAAAAUCCUCCCUCGACACCUUACUGCUCCCAUUCCAUACAUCGACCCAGAAUUGCGUGAAGCCGCACAUCACCGGAUGGCCGCAUCCCUCAGGGCUGUCCAGGACGUGCGACGAACCAAGGAGGCAGAGGCGCCGCCCUCAGCAAGUACGUCGGGAUCUCAUCUCGACGAAACCCUUCCGAGUCAGUCUACGAACUCUAGGCCGGCGGCGCCGCGCCCCCAGCCACGGAAACGAGCACGUUUAGAAAGUACGACGGAGUGUCGAGACAGCGAAGGAGGAGAUGGGCAGGCAAUGCAGAGCUGA
Fomitopsis serialis is the source of this 2958-nucleotide messenger RNA. RefSeq lists its product as uncharacterized. NCBI's taxonomy places the organism in Eukaryota, Fungi, Basidiomycota, Agaricomycetes, Polyporales, Fomitopsidaceae. The coding region runs from base 1 to 2958 and encodes 985 amino acids. The transcript has 14 exons. The record is from RefSeq and is a predicted model, not a curated record.